Messenger RNA from Musa acuminata AAA Group (dessert banana), 1432 nucleotides. Its product is annotated as AP2/ERF and B3 domain-containing transcription repressor RAV2-like. Bases 171 to 1262 code for a protein of 363 amino acids. Gene Ontology annotation, biological process: regulation of DNA-templated transcription. Gene Ontology annotation, molecular function: DNA-binding transcription factor activity; DNA binding. The record is from RefSeq and is a predicted model, not a curated record. NCBI's taxonomy places the organism in Eukaryota, Viridiplantae, Streptophyta, Magnoliopsida, Zingiberales, Musaceae. The transcript has a single exon.
ACCCAAACCAUGAGAUCUAUCAUAUUCCUAACUAUCUAAUUCUAUAAUAAUAGACGCCCUUCAUUUUGCUAUAUAACAACCCCAACACACAUCUCCUAUCUGUCUCUUACUCUGCCUCUUCCUCAACCUUCAUCCCUACUUCUGCUUAGCCAGUCCGUCUGGAACAACCUAUGGACACUAGCAGCUUAGAGGAUGCUUGCAGCGAGAUCGAGAAGCAGUCUCCUCCGCCGCGGCCGCGGCCACCGCCGCCGGCCCCUCCUAAGGGCUUACGACGACUCGGUAGCGGAGCAAGCGUCGUCCUCGAACCGGAGAUCAGCAUCGAGGCCGAGUCACGGAAGCUGCCGUCGUCCCAGUACAAAGGCGUCGUGCCGCAGCCUAACGGCCGGUGGGGGGCGCAGAUCUACGAGAAGCACCAGCGGGUCUGGCUGGGCACUUUCAACGAGGAGGACGAGGCGGCGCGGGCCUACGACGUGGCUGCGCAGCGCUUCCGCGGGCGCGACGCCGUCACCAACUUCAAGCCGCUCGUCGAGACCCGCGAUGAGGACACGGCGGAACUCUCGUUCCUGAAUUCGCAUUCCAAGGCUGAGAUCGUCGACAUGCUCCGUAAACAUACCUACCUCGACGAGCUGCAGCAAAGCAAACGAUCCUCCGGCGCCGACAAGAGGAGGAACCAUCCUUCCCGUGGAGGGGUCACGGGGUGGUUUGGUGGCGAGCACAGGGAGCACCUCUUCGACAAGGCCGUGACUCCUAGCGACGUCGGAAAGCUGAACAGGUUGGUGAUACCGAAGCAGCACGCCGAGAAGCACUUCCCGCUGAAUCAGACCGGCGCUGCCGCCUGCAAAGGGGUGCUGCUGAACUUCGAGGACGCCUGCGGGAAGGUGUGGCGGUUCCGCUACUCCUACUGGAACAGUAGCCAGAGCUACGUGCUAACCAAGGGCUGGAGCCGGUUUGUCAAGGAGAAGGGGCUCAGAGCAGGCGACGUCGUCACCUUCCAGCGCUCGACCGGCCCGGAGAAGCAGCUCUUCAUCGGUUGGAAGACGCGAACCGCCGGCGCACACACGGCCGAUGGGGUUCAAGCGACGAAACCACCCGUUGAGGUGGUGAGGCUCUUCGGUGUGAACAUUGUCAAGAUUCCGGCGGCGGUGAGCGGAGAUGUCAGCGAUAGGAGUGGUGUUGGCUGGGCUGCGAAGAGGACCAGGGACAUGGAUUUGAUAUCAUCACUCGAGCUGUUCAAGAAGCAAUGCAGAGAGGAGGGUUCGUAGCAUCGGCUUAUUCGAUUUAGGCUAAUCAGUCACCAGUUAGUCAAUCUUUCAUGUAAAUUCUCUCGUGUAUAUCAUAUCAGACUAGUCGUCGAAGAGUUGAAUCUUACCGAAAGGAUCGGAAACAUCCUGCUGCAAGGAAAAACAAAUUUUGGUUCCUUGUUCAUUCUUCA